UUCGGGACUUCCACUCUGACCAGUAUGGGACGUCUGUCGCACUCUCUUUACUGCUGUGUUUUUAUUGUAUUUGUCACAGUUUUGGUCUCUUCGGACGUCCCGACAAAGCCAAAAGUUUACACUCUCAACUUGGAUCUUCCACCAGAGGAAAGAUGGAUGCACAUAGUUAAAGAUUUCCCCCAGUUGGCAGAGAUCGCUGACACGAUUACGAGGCGUGUCAUCCCAGAAGAUGUGUACCCACUGGUUGACCAGCUGGCCCAGGAACUGGACAAGUAUCUGCCAGAACCUUUUGCUCAGGAAAUUAGAGGCAUAGCCAAGGCUAGUGGUGCUGAUGUGGGAGGCAUAGUCAUGGCCAAUCUCUUUUAUGAGGCCACUGCGUUUUGUACCAGCAUAGUGGCCCAAGAUACGAAUGGACUGAUAUGGCAUGCCAGGAAUUUGGACUAUGGUGGCAAGUACGGCUUCACUGAAAUGCUGAAGAAUAUUACAGCUAUAGUUCAUUUUCAGAAAGGAGGAAAGACUGUGUACAGUGCAGUAACAUAUGUGGGCUUUGCAGGCAUAGUUACGGGACAGAGACCAUAUGGUUUCACUAUCUCUAUUGAUGAGAGAGAUCAAGGAGCCUGGUGGAUGAAUGCACUCGUGGCUCUUCUGGACAGGCAAGCCUGGCCAGUUGGAUUCCUCAUACUUUGGAAGAAGAAACCACAUUUGAAGGAGCACUGGACAGAAUAGUGACAACAGACACAAUAGCAGAGGGAUACUUCAUUAUAGGUGGCGCUAACAGCAGCCAGGGAGCAGUUGUUACCCGGGCCAGACUGCAGGCAGACAAUAUAUGGAAACUAGACAUCCCUAAUGGAAGGUGGUAUUUGGUGGAGACUAAUUAUGAUCACUGGGUGGAUCCCCCUGCCACAGAUAACAGACGAACCCCGGCUAUGAAAGCAUUGAAUUCCACUGGCCAACAAAACAUCAACAAGGGGACAUUGUUUGAAGUAUUAUCGGAACCUCUUGUGGUAAACAGGCAUACCACGUACACGGCGACGAUGAGCGCUGGAAAACCGGAUGUCUUUGAUGCUUGGGUUCGCCAUUAUAACGGUCAAGCUUCAAAAAGGCUCCCGGAAGUUUUACAGAAGAAGUUUUUCAAGAUUGAGAAGAAUACGCUCAAAUAAAUCCAUUUUUAUUUGACUUGUUGUUUUAUCAUUGUUACAAACAAUCUAUGCAGAUUAAUCAUCAUUCAGAUUUCAGUGCAAGCACAACAAAUUUUUUUUAUUUAAAUUAGAAACUUUUUUACCAAUUUUUUUCUGCAAGUGAUUUCAACUGUGAUAG
Molecule: messenger RNA, 1317 nt
Organism: Lingula anatina
Lineage: Eukaryota; Metazoa; Brachiopoda; Lingulata; Lingulida; Lingulidae
Product: N-acylethanolamine-hydrolyzing acid amidase-like
Biological process (GO): fatty acid metabolic process
Cellular component (GO): lysosome
Molecular function (GO): fatty acid amide hydrolase activity
Source: RefSeq, a predicted model, not a curated record